UCAUUACUAGAGUCGCCGCGUCUUCUUCCCUGUGAUCUCUCCGCCUUUCAAAAAAAAAUGGCGCCGAAGAAGGACAGCAAGGCUCCCCCUCCGUCCUCGAAGCCCGCGAAAUCUGGCGGCGGCAAGCAGAAGAAGAAGAAGUGGAGCAAGGGAAAGCAAAAGGAGAAGGUAAACAAUGCGGUCCUCUUUGAUCAGGCCAGUUACGAUAAGAUGCUCACUGAGGUUCCCAAGUAUAAGCAGAUUACUCCCUCCGUGCUCUCUGAAAGAUUGAGGAUCAAUGGAUCACUUGCAAGAAGGGCGAUAAAGGACUUAAUGGAGAGGGGCGCCAUUAGGGUGGUAUCAGCCCAUUCCAGCCAGCAGAUCUACACGAGAGCCACCAACACCUAGAGGCUUGGGGUUUUCCCUACUAAGACUAAGAUUGUCUCUCUAUGCUUCUCUUUGUUUCGGAGAUUAGAGGCUAAGAUUUCUCCCUAUAUUUCUCUUUGUUUCAGAGAUUGGUGAUGUUUGAAAUUUUGUCUCCUAUUGCUUGUUUAUGUUGAUGUUGAAGAAUUCCGUUGAGAACCUUGAUUAUUUCUCUUGUUUUGUGUGUUAAUGGAGUAUUUGUGAUGCAUUAGCUUAA
Molecule: messenger RNA, 619 nt
Organism: Asparagus officinalis (garden asparagus)
Lineage: Eukaryota; Viridiplantae; Streptophyta; Magnoliopsida; Asparagales; Asparagaceae
Product: 40S ribosomal protein S25-4-like
Exons: 4
Coding region: 58-387 (109 amino acids)
Cellular component (GO): cytosolic small ribosomal subunit
Molecular function (GO): structural constituent of ribosome
Source: RefSeq, a predicted model, not a curated record